CAAAUGAAUAUUCUCAGUGAAUAAACAAAUGUGAUUCAUGGAGGAGACAUGUUUCUCAGGCAACCGUGGGGCACUUAAAUAAGCGAAGCCAUUCGUUGAGGUGGCUGAACACCAUUUCUCAUUCCUUUCUAUGUAAUGAACUCCAUUCACAGUCUCACAAACUCUCCACGACUCACCCCCAAUGGCCACCCACGGCUUUAUCCUCCAAUCUCUUCCUCAAUACGACGUCGUAACGCCCUCAAGAAACCCCACCACUACCAUCCUCACCACAACAACAAGCCUUCCCCCGAUCCCAAACUCCACAUGGUCGUUGACCUCCACCGUCUUUCCGAUCGAGCUCAAAUACUCCUCAACCGCCUUGUCUCCUCCGGGGCUGACGCCAUCGACGACCUUCGCACACUCGUCGCCGUCGAUCGUGCUACCCAGAGCGUUGUGAUAGCCUGCCGCCCCUCCACGUUGCGUUUCGUGGGGGGUUUCGUUGUCUGGAGCUUAGUGGUUGUUUUUGGUUUUAGGGUUUUGGUGCGAUUAGGGUUAAGGCUUCGGCGCGAGUUUGGGUUUGGGUCGGGCCGGGGUGUGGUGGUGCGGCGGGACCGGAGUUUGGGGGGAAAGGAGGUGGUGGUGGGGAGAGCAGAGGAGAGCGAGUGGAGGAUGAGGAAUCAUUCUAGAGUGUUGGGGAGUCCACUUUCGGUAGUGCCUGGGAUAGGGGUGAAUGGUGGUGAUUGGAGUCCUGGGAGGAGUCGAACGGAGAAGAGACUGCCAAAGUGGUGGCCGGUGACGCUACCGCCGCCGCUUGAGGUGUUUGACAAGCAGGAGUAUCAGAGAGAGGCUAACAGAUUGAUUCGAGAGAUCAUGGCCAAUAGAAUGAGCGGAAAGGACAUAUUGGAAGAUGAUAUGAUUCAAUUGCGUCGAAUAUGCAGGACAUCUGGAGCAAGGGCAUCCAUUGACACAGCCAAUGCACGGGAUUCCUUCUAUCGUACAUCCGUUGAGUUUGUUAUAAACAUUUGCAGCAGGGCUUCAGGUCAGUCUACUUCUGUUGAGAUUGAUGGUGAGGAUGCUCGGCAAUUCAUUGCUGGACUUGCUGAUAAUCUUGGGCUUGAAAACACUCGUGCAGCUAGAAUUGUUUCUGCAUCUGUAGCUGCACGGACACGUUCAUGUUUUUUACAAGCAUGGGCUUUAGAAAUGCAAGGCAGGCAUUCAGAGGCUGUGGUGGAACUGUCAAAGAUAUGUCUCAUUCACCAGAUAUUUCCUCCUGAAGAGUCCUCUCCUGAGAUGGAGAUGGUGGCUCGAGGCCUUGAGAAACAGUUAAAAUAUGAACAGAGGGAAUUUCUGAUGAAUAUGCUUCUUGCGGGGUGUGGUGAAGAGUGUCAUAGAAGUGCAGCAGAAGCUCUUGGACUGCCACUUUCACCUACAAGUACUCACAAUCAACGGGAAAACAAGUAUACAUAACAGUGAAACAGUUCAUUGGACCAAAAUUUUCUGUCUGGGUUUGAAGCAAUUCAAAGGUAGACAGUUCAUUAUUCUUAGCUUCUCACAUUAAAAUUUUACCCAUUGAUCCCAUUAUAACGCCAUGUUAGCAAUCAUAACAAUCCAGGGAAUGAGUUGUAAAAUGUGAAAAUGGUUCCUUUUCUUGGUCAGGAAAUCCUGUUUUAUGUUUGUAUUAUUAAAGAAAUUCUAGUUGUAAUAUAAUAUAAUAGUUGGCUCUACCUUUAAAGUGUACGUGGGUUGUGGAGCAGCAGCAGCUGUUCUCUGGAAUCUUACCUUGCGUCAAAGCAAGCUGAAAGAAGAUGCCAUGCCUUAACAUCAUGAUAACAUGAGGUUACAAAUUCUUACUUAGCUUGGAACUUUGUAAAACUGGAUCCUUAAACUGAGCCAUAAGUGGAAGAUUAUCAGCAUCUGAGGUGAACUCAACCAAAUUGUAGAGGCAAGUGUGAGCCAAAGAUGUAUCAAUGGAUUGUGUCCUCUUAAAGUCUUGCAGGUAUUGAUAUGAAACAUUCUCUACUGCCUUGGCAUUCUGAGA
Messenger RNA from Vitis vinifera (wine grape), 2017 nucleotides. RefSeq lists its product as uncharacterized. The record is from RefSeq and is a predicted model, not a curated record. Lineage: Eukaryota; Viridiplantae; Streptophyta; Magnoliopsida; Vitales; Vitaceae. The transcript is spliced from 7 exons. Bases 136 to 1446 code for a protein of 436 amino acids.